Messenger RNA from Mytilus trossulus (common blue mussel), 1427 nucleotides. Its product is annotated as protein stum homolog. Lineage: Eukaryota; Metazoa; Mollusca; Bivalvia; Mytilida; Mytilidae. The record is from RefSeq and is a predicted model, not a curated record. Bases 227 to 643 code for a protein of 138 amino acids. The transcript is spliced from 3 exons.
GAAUGCCUUAGCGAGUGUAUUCACAGACAGCAUAUUAUAUCUAUCAAUACAAAAACUAAGGAGUAUAAGCUCUAAUCUACUAUAUACACAUUAUAAUACAGAUUUGCAUUACUAUUAACAGGAUGACAACUUAAUUAGCUAAAACUGCAAUCAAUUUCCUGUUAUGAGUUUCUAUUGAGUGAUUUUUUUCUUUGGAAUAAAACUUUGAAAAGAAAACUCAUUCAUCAUGGGGUCAGCUGAUGGAUCUACAACUAACGAUAAAAAGAAAAACGUUCAUAGAGAUAGUGACAUUGUUGAAAUCAACGAAAAACAUGGACCUCUGUAUAAUGCUAUUCCACGGAUGCAUCCUGCUGCAGCUAUUAUAUUGUGUUUACUAAAUAUCUGUGCCCCAGGUUUUGGUACAUUGAUAUCUUCCUUUACUGUUUUUUGUGGAGCUCAGACAAAGAUAAGUAAACGUAGGAAUGCCUUCCUGUUAAAUCUGUUGGCCGCUUUCCUACAAAUGGUGACAUUUCUUGUGAUUGUUGGGUGGAUAUGGAGCAUUUUAUGGGGUAUGAAUUUCGUACAGAUUGCACUGAAGAAGGAUGACGACGUUAAGAUUCCAUAUUAUGCCCGCCGACAAAGUAGUGUGGAUUUUCUUACUUGAUUGAUAUUAUUACUGUUAUGCAGAUUAUUUCUCGAAGUGUUCAUUCCUGUACGGACUGGUAUGUGUAGUGAAAUUACCGAAGACACAAUUUUUUCUGUUUCAUUUUGGAUAUUGUGCAUUAUUCAUUGGCUGAAUAUUCCCAAGAUGGCUAUAAACAAUAAAUCAACAAUAUUUGUGAAAAUCAAAUCCAAACAACAAAUACUGUUGUUUUAUUUAUUUAGUAGAACUUUUAUUAUAGUAGCCUUAAACACAGGUUUAAUAUUGACAAGCGUCAUUGCUAGACACCUUCCUUAUUCUGUUCUUACAUGUUAUACUUCUUUGUGAUCACCGUGGAGGAGUUAAAUACUUUACUCAAUGUUUAACCAAAGUUUUUUUAGCUUUUUUCAUACCUUUGCUGCAUAGUAUUUAAACUCAACAACAUGAAACAUUCAAUGUUCUAAAAGUCGGUAAAUUGUAAGUGGUAGAUAUUGUAAUAUGCUCAUUUUGAAAAUAAGGUCCUUAUGUUUACUGUCAUAGGCUCCAGACUUAUAAGUGUGCAAAAAACAAUUUUGAUGGCAUGAUCACAAAAUAUCGUCGAGCUUGAUACGACGUCAUGCAGCAUUUUUGGUUUCUGAUUUUUUGCUUAUAUAAAUACGGUCACAAUUGUCAUUGACAAUGUACCGUUUUUCAUCAAAUUUGACACGAACAUAUAAAACUUUGCACACUUAAAUUGCAGUGAGCUGUCGUUAAGAUAGUAAAAGUUUUACAUCUCAAUAUAUAGAUAUAGGAAGAUGUGGUGUGAGUG